Molecule: messenger RNA, 5315 nt
Organism: Cherax quadricarinatus
Lineage: Eukaryota; Metazoa; Arthropoda; Malacostraca; Decapoda; Parastacidae
Source: RefSeq, a predicted model, not a curated record
GGAUAAUACUGCACCACCUCUCGGGGCCCUUAACAAUAACAACAGUUUGGUGUGUGUCAUGAAGUAUACAGUAGCACUCUGUCUUCUCCAGUGACUAGUGAUGGACGAUACACCUAGAAUCAAUUUAGAUGUUCCACGGUACGAUCAGUCGCAGUUCAUCGGACGUCUGCGUCAUUUCUUUGGUAUUACAGACUGGAGACUGUGUUUCAAAACUGACAGAGAGCUUGAGGAAGUUAAAGAACUGCUUGAGAGGUACCGACAUGGACAAGAGCCUCCAGGUACCACUGAAGAGAAGAUCUGGUACGCAAAACGAGCAUAUGAAUCAGCGUUCCACCCAGACACCGGUGAUAAACAGAAUGUCAUUGGUCGCAUGUGCUUCCAAGUUCCUGGUGGAAUGAUUCUUACUGGUGCUAUGCUCACAUUUUAUAAGUCCACUUCAGCUGUUGUAUUCUGGCAAUGGGCAAAUCAAUCCUUCAAUGCUCUAGUUAAUUUUACCAAUCGUAAUGCUAAGUCUCCUCUGAGUGAAACUCAGUUGGCUGUAGCAUACGUGUCUGCUACAGGUGCAGCUCUUGCAACUGCUCUAGGACUGAAGAGUUUCUUGGCUGGAAGAGCAUCAACUCUACUUCAGAGAUAUGUUCCCUUUGCUGCUGUUGCUGCAGCCAACUGUAUCAACAUUCCUUUAAUGCGUCAGAACGAGCUUGUGAACGGCAUUGUUGUGUGUGACGAAGAUGGUAAUGAGUUGGCCAACUCAAGGAUAGCUGCCGUUAAAGGAAUAUCACAAGUUGUCUUCUCUCGGAUCUUCAUGGCUGCUCCUGGGAUGACACUUCUUCCUGUGAUCAUGGAAAAUUUGGAAAAAAGGCAUUUUUUCAUUAAAAAUCCCCGGUUAAAUGCUCCUUUUCAAGCUGUGGCGUGUGGUGUGAUCCUCACAUUUAUGACACCAGCAGCUUGUGCACUUUUCAGUCAGAAAUGUGCAAUCAGUACAUCUACAUUAGCCCAGCUGGAGCCAGACGCCUUUGCAACACUGAAGACAAAGUGUAGUGAGGGUGUACCACAGUCAGUGUACUUCAACAAGGGGUUGUGAGCAGCAGCACCAAUCUAAUAAUAUUAUCUACACGUAAUGUGGCUUCAGAGCCUGUGAAUGAAUAUGAGUGUUUUAAUUGAUGUAAUCUGCACAUGGUAAUGUGGCGAGACAACCAGUGAAUGUGUAAUGGUGACUACGGUUUGUUGUAUAUAAUUUUCACGUGGUAAUGGAGCAAGACUGCCAGAGUGAUGGUGAAUGUGUUUCUUUGACUCGCCCUACUUUGAUGUGUAAUGGCCAGUAUGUAAAACAAUAUUGUGGUUGACAAUAAAUGUAAUAAUAAUGUGUAAUUUGUGUUGAUGACUUGAAUGUUAUGAGUGUAAUGUAACUUAUGCUGAAGGCUACAUCAAUGGGAUUAAUACUUGAUAAUAUAACUAAAGUACGUACAAUGAACACUUGUUAGUGCUCAAUAAUAACUCAUAUGGAGACAGAAACACAGGAGAUUAAUUGACCUCUAUAUUUCAACCCCCUUCUGGGGUCCUCUUCAGCAGAUCUGAGUUUCUGCCUAUCUCUGUUAUUAUUGAGCACUUGAUAACAUCUCAGAGUUGAGGUUAUUAUUUGUUCUUGUCUGCUGCAGAUGCAAUUUAUUUUGUUAAAAAUGUUAGUUAUGUAAUUCAUGGAGUAGUCGUAAUUUACGAAGUAGAAAUGAUUAGCUUCACUUUCAAACGUGUCUAAUUUGGAUGCUACUUCUAUUGAAUUUUAUUAAAGACAAAUGAUUUGUUGAAGUCUGUACAGAAUAUGUAAGUUUGUUUUUAAGAUGAAUUAUUAAUAAAUUGAGAAAUAGGUUAAAACUUAAUAGGUGAGAACAUAACUUGUUGGCUCAUUUUAAUUUGAUGUGUGUGUGCAUGCCUGGCAAGACAGCUAUUGAAUGGGUAAUUGAAUACAUAUUUUCAUUGAGUCGUCCUACUGUAGCAGUUGUAAUGUCUGUACAUUUCUGAAAAGACACCUUUUAGACGAAUGCUGGUGAAUGUGUUUAUUUGUUGGAUUAAAAACAAUGCGUGGUGCCCAGGGGUAUAAUUCAGAGGGCUGAGGAGGGGUUAUUGAUGUGGUUUAGGCAUGUAGAGAGAAUGGAGAGGGAUUGGUUGAUAUUGAGGGUGUAUAAAUAUGAAGUGGAAGAUGAGAGAACGGAUGUAAUUCUAGGAAUGAUUGGAGGGAGGGGGUACAGGAGGCUUUAAUUUUAAGUGGCUUAAGCAUCCAACAGGUUUGAGUAAGCGUAUUAGAUAGGAGUCAGUAGAUACUAGUAUUCUUUAAUGUGAGCAGGGUAACCUAUAUAAAGGGAUUAAGGGAAAGUGGUUAGCCGGACUUGAGUCCUGGACGUGGAAGGGCAGUGUCUGCACUCCGAAGGCAGAGUGGAAAUGUUGCAGUCGCAGGGUAGUCUGAUUGUGGUGUCAACACACUUGUGGAAAGAUAGUGAUUCACUGGAUGUUGAUGAACGUGUUUUCUUCUUUGGUCACCUUACCUUGGUGUGAGAUAGCCAUUAAGUUGAAAAACAAAUGUAUAUAGAGUAUAUAUAUAUACUAGUCAUAUAGAAAUACAUAUCUAGACAUAAUAUAUACAUACAUACACAUGUACAUUAUUAUUAUUUUUUAUUAUUAACACACUGGCCGAUUCCCACCAAGGCAGGGUGGCCCGAAAAAGAAAAACUUUCACCAUCAUUCACUCCAUCACUGUCUUGCCAGAGGGAUGCUUUACACUACAGUUUUUAAACUGCGAUAUUAACACCCCUCCUUCAGAGUGCAGGCACUGUACUUCCCAUCUCCAGGACUCAAGUCCGGCCUGCCGGUUUCCCUGAAUCCCUUCAUAAAUGUUACUUUGCUCACAGUCCAACAGCACGUCAAGUAUUAAAAACCAUUUGUCUCCAUCCACUUCUAUCAAACACGCUCACGCAUGCCUGCUGGAAGUCCAAGCCCCUUGCACACAAAAACCUCCUUUACCCCCUCCCUCCAACCUUUCCUAGGCCGACCCCUACCCCGCCUUCCUUCCACUACAGACUGAUACACUCUUGAAGUCAUUCUGUUUCGCUCCAUUCUCUCUACGUGUCCGAACCACCUCAACAACCCUUCCUCAGCCCUCUGGACAACAGUUUUGGUAAUCCCGCACCUCCUCCUAACUUCCAAACUACGAAUUCUCUGCAUUAUAUUCACACCACACAUUGCCCUCAGACAUGACAUCUCCACUGCCUCCAGCCUUCUCGCUGCAACAUUCAUCACCCACGCUUCACACCCAUAUAAGAGCAUUGGUAAAACUAUACUCUCAUACAUUCCCCUCUUUGCCUCCAAGGACAAAGUUCUUUGUCUCCACAGACUCCUAAGUGCACCACUCACCCUUUUCCCCUCAUCAAUUCUAUGAUUCACCUCAUCUUUCAUAGACCCAUCCGCUGACACGUCUAAAUACCACAGUGAAAAUAAGUAAAACAUCUGAAGGUAUGUGUGUGUAAGCACAUGAAAGUUCUCAGGUGUUUUUCCUAUUUUUAUUUUGGUAUUUUUAUAUACAAUGGAACCUUGUUUUCCGUAUGCCCCAGCUUGCACAUUUUUUUUUUUUUUUCAACAAGUCGGCUGUCUCCCACCGAGGCAGGGUGACCCAAAAAAGAAAGAAAAUCCCCAAAAAGAAAAUACUUUCAUCAUCAUUCAACACUUUCACCACACUCUCACAUUAUCACUGUUUUUGCAGAGGUGCUCAGAAUACAACAGUUCAGAAGCAUACACAUAUAACCACAGUUAUUCUUCAUAAAAUGUAUUUUUUUGAUAUUUCCCAUAAGAAAUAAUGAAAAUCCAAUUAAUCCGUUCCAGACACCCAAAAAUAUUAAAAAAAAAUACAUUUUAUGGAGAAUAACUAUGGUUUUACUCGCAAGCUGGGACAUACAAAAACUGAAGUUCCACUGUAUUUGCAAUCACGUAUUUAUUGUGAUUUCUUCCAUACAUAUAAACAAAACUCCAUGGGGAAGUGGAACAGAAUUCUUCCUCCGUAAGCCAUGCGUGUCAUAAGAGGCGACUUAAAUGCCGGAAGCAAGGGGCUAGUAACCCCUUUUGUAUAUACUAUUACUAAAUUUAAAAGGAGAAACUUUCGUUUUUCCUUUUGGGCCACCCCACCUAAGUGGGAUACGCCUGGUACGUUGAAAGAAGAAAGAAUAUAUACAAAACACAGACACAAUGCAGUAGAUACUGCACAAGUGAUAUUUCCCUCCAUUACUCUAAUAUGAUCAAACCAUACUUGGUUACCAUAGCUAAUUGAUUUUGUUGAGUAACUUUGAGUACAUAGUGGAUCAUUGAAGGCAGUGCUUGUAGAACGAACUACGGUCUAUAAAUUGACAAUUGAACGCUCUACCAUCUAGACUAACCUACGGCCUCUAAUAGAAAGGAAUUGGAGCUGAUACACACUGUAUUCCAUCAGAGGAAGUCACAUAAUGGUUAUAAUCAUAACCAUAAUUUUUAAAGGGGUUGACUGGAAAGCCAGUGGAAGGCAUCAGUCAGAUGACCAAAAGCUCCAGCUGUGGGUCAUCAUCUGACUAAGACCCAUCUCAGGAAAUACUUAUCCUGUUUCCUGACAAACCUAACCUAGCCCAACCUUCCAUCAGAGGCACCAACUGUAACCCAACUGUAACCCAACUGUAACCCAACUGUAACCCAACUGAACUAGGUGCAUUAGAAUUUUUCAACUCCUCUACUGGUAUUUUAGUCGUAAGAAACCAAAGAGAGAGGUACAGGGGCUCCUCAGCUUACCAUGGUUUGAUUUACGACAUUUCAACUUUACAAUGGUGCUGCAACAAUUACUUUGGGGAUGAAACUUAAGAUAAUUACCCAACAUGAAGGCAGCAAGUCCUUAACUUGUAUUCAUUUAUUGACUUUUCAAUACUGGUAUUUAUUUACAGUAAAUAUUUGUUUAUUUACUGAAUCAGUGACAGUACAGUAGACCCCCGCUUAACGAUCACCUCCAAAUGCGACCAAUUAUGUAAGUGUAUUUAUGUAAGUGCGUUUGUACGUGUAUGUUUGGGGGUCUGAAAUGGACUAAUCUACUUCACAAUAUUCCUUAUGGGAACAAAUUCGGUCAGUACUGGCACCUGAACAUACUUCUGGAAUGAAAAAAUAUCGUUAACCGGGGGUCCACUGUAUUUAUUUACUUAUUGAUCAUACAUUCAUAUUUGGCUUAAGAUAUUUUUGACUUACAGUGGGUUCAUUAGAACAUAUAAGUCGAAGAAUUGAGACACUUAUGCAACAUAUGGGAAUCUUUACUGAAGAAA